This is a messenger RNA of Penicillium brasilianum, 3125 nucleotides long. NCBI's taxonomy places the organism in Eukaryota, Fungi, Ascomycota, Eurotiomycetes, Eurotiales, Aspergillaceae. The record is from the annotation of a GenBank genome assembly.
CUAGCCCAAUCGGCGCAUCCGAUCUUGAGGAUAUGUUUUCCUCUGAUUCCAUCCUGACUCUCUUCUACUUCAACCUCGUCACUCUCUAAUUUGGUUCAUUGCCAGUCGGUCCUUUUCGGAUUCUUUUUAGAUCCAGCCAUUCUUUAAUAAAUUCUCUUCAUCAUGGCCCCUGUUUGGCCAUGGCUGAGCGCCCUCCUGGCGGCUCUGCCGGUGGCUCUGGCAGGACAUGGCGACCCCAUUGCCCAGAAGUAUAUAGUCGAGUUUGCCGAUGCCGCGACGUCGUCUGCCAGCUUCCUCACAACUCUGAAGGACCAUGGAAUCCCCGCCAGCCUCAACCAUGACUUGUCCUUUGCGCUAUUCCAUGGAGGUUCCUUCACUCUCCUCGAAAAUGACCAGAAUGAGGCUGCCAUUGUCAAGCAGAUCUCUUCAUGGCCUGUAGUUAAGAAGGUCUCACCAGUCCGAGAGCUGCAGCAGCCUCGGCGCGAGGUUUCUACUGUCGCCCAUGGCGCUUCAUUCCGUCGUAGUAUCACCUCGCGCGGCCUCCGACGCCGCGAUACUGCGGGCCACGAAGGCAAUGACUAUCCCCACGUCAUGGUCGGAGUCGACAAGCUUCGUCAGGAAGGCUACCUGGGAACGGGCAUCCGUGUGGCAGUUGUGGAUUCGGGUAUUGAUUACAAGCAUCCUGCUCUUGGAGGCUGCUUUGGAAAGGGCUGCCUGGUGGAGUUCGGUUUCAACUUCCUCGCCAACACGAGUGACCCGUGGGAAGGUCAAGAUGGACACGGAACUCACGUCUCUGGACUGAUUGCCGCUCAGCCCAACCCGUACAACUUCACUGGUGUUGCCCCGAAUGUUACUCUGGGUCAUUACAAGGUUAUCGGAAAGCCAAUCGUGAAGACCGGUACUGAUAUCGUCACUGCUGCUUUUAAGAAGGCCUAUGAAGACAAGGCAGACAUCAUCUCCGCUUCCUUUGGCACGUACAAGGGCUGGAGCGAUGAGCCAUGGGGGCAAUUGAUCCAAAAAUUGGCCGAGGCCGGUCUUCCUUCUUUCAUUGCUACUGGAAAUGACGGCAGCUACGGUCUUUUCCUCGCCUCCAAUGGUAUCGACAACUCUGCCGGCAUUGGCAUCGGAUCUGUCAACAAUCGGUACAGCCCUCUACUCCUGACUGGCGCAUCUUACUCCACCAGAAACACCACCAAACAGUUUGGCUGGCAGCUUGCAGGUACCUCCGACUUUGUAAACGGUACAUAUGCCCUGUACCCGAGCAGUCUCAAUGCAUCGGUUGUCGGUGAUUCCUGCGAGCCGUGGACGGGCGACCACCCGAACCUCUCUGACAAGAUUGUUCUCAUCCGCUACGGUGGCUGCCGUGGCAGUCAGCAGCAGGCUAACGCGGUCAAGGCCGGUGCUAAGAACAUCCUCUUCUACCUCAACGAGCCCGGUACCUACGAACUGCCCGUUCAGAACGCUGCCCUCACUGGUUUGGGUAUGGUCUCAGCCCAGACUGGAGAGAAAUGGGUGAAGCUUGCUGCAUCUGGCGCCAACGUUACCCUGCACAUGACUAGCGAAAAGUACGCCAAGACCAUCUUCAUCAACGAGACUAACCCUCAAUCGGGAGGUCAGAUCAGUGAAUUCACCCAGUGGGGUCCCAGCAAUGAGAUCCUCCCCGUGACAGCUGCUUCUGGAGUUGGUGGAUUCAUGCUUUCGACCUGGCCGCUCGCUGUAGGUGGCUAUGCCAUCGAGAGUGGUACUUCAAUGGCCACUCCCUUCGUCGCUGGUUGCAUUGCUCUUCUAAUGGAGGCUCGUGGCAAGGGCAAGGUGACUCCUGCCGAGAUCAAGUCUCUGUUGUCGACUACUUCCAACCCUAAUGUCUUCCAUGACGGUGUCACUGCGUCACCCUUCCUAGGAUCUGUUGCCCAACAGGGCGGUGGUCUUAUUGAUGCCUACAAGCUCGUGCACACUACUACUAAGUUCAAUGUGAGCACCAUCUCGUUCAAUGAUACCGAGCACAUCGCCCCGGCGUAUAUCCAAAUCAACAACACCGGCUCCUCGCCGCGUGUUUACAGAGUCGGCCAUGUGGGUGCCGCCACUGUCUACACGUUAUCGAACAACAGUACCAUUCCCCAGGAGAACAAACUCGGUAACUUCGUGGACCGUACUACCGUUGGUGCUUCGCUACAGUUCAGCUCUUCUAGCGUGCUCGUCGCCGCUGGCGGCACCGCUGUGCUCAAGGUCACUGCCACUCCCCCCAAGGGUCUUGAGUCUCGCCGCAUCCCUGUCUACAGUGGAUACAUCACUUUCAACGGUACUAACGCCAGCGACUCUUUCUCCGUUCCUUACCUGGGUGUUGCCACCGCUAUGCGCAACGUGACUAUCCUGGACACCACCGGGGACAGCAACUACCUCGUCGACAGCGUCAACAGUGAGCGUGUCCAGGCCAACCAGCAAUUCGUCCUGCCAAGCCAGGACGGUGCACUCAACCAGGCAAACACCAGCUAUCCCAUCUUCCAGACCAAGCUGUCCAUGGGUACCGAUCUGCUUCUAGUCGGUGUCAAGGCUGCCAAUGGAAGCGCUAUCCUUCCCCUGGCUAGCCCCCAGACAGCCCUGCCCCGGACCGUGGAUGGUCUUACUGGCCCCAAGGCUACUUCCUUUACUGGUCUGCUAGCAAACGGCUCGUAUGUUCCAGCUGGUAACUACUCGCUCGUUGUGCGUGCGCUGAAGAUCUUUGGCAAUCGUACUAGCCCGCGGGACUAUGAUACUGUGAAGACCGUGAACUUCGGAAUCACGUAUGCCCCUGCCGCUGCUAAUUAAUUUCCGGUGCCAAUAGCAUCGCGAAUAUGAUAUUUAUCUACGCUGGUGAACUUGGCUUGCAUCACCACUGCCAUCUAUUUUUUUUUCUCCUUUUGGGAACAACAUCUUUUAAUCUAUUGAAGGAAUGAAAGAAACCCGUUUUAUGAUUCUACACACCUAUAGAAUAAUAUUAUAAUGUUAUUGGCAGCUGUCUUGCAUACUUUGAUCGGGAUUAUAACGAGGAAUUGGAAUACAAUAAUCUCAUUGAUUGUGUAGUACUACAGUUAGCCUCCGAGACAUUUCAGAUUUAGUAAGUGCUCUAAAACCUCUAUUCAUAUGCG